AUGCCUCCCGCCUACGCACAGGAACGACUCUCCUCGUCCAACCCAUACUCACACAGCCCUCUGCAGCAGCAGCCGGAAACACGCGAGCCUCCACCCGCCUGGGGGCACGAGGACGACGUUGAGGACGCGGCGAAUGGGAACUGGGAUGUCGGCAAGAAGGACGUUAUUGAAUGGGGCGUGAUUGGUGGGGACAAGGAAGCUGAGGGGAUGAAAGACAAGACGGGGCUGGGUAUGGGUUGGGGAAGGACGAAGGGACCAAAGGUGCUACAAAGCGUAUGGAGAGAAUGGACGGAAGCAGAAGAAUUUAGAACAAGGUUCGAGGUCCUCACGGCAGAAGAAGUAGAGAGGCGAGAAGUGGAAAAGGAGAGAGCCAGCAGACUCCCAGCUCUUAUCAAGGCGCUCAUAAAUCCUGUCGAGGAGGUGCCCAAUACCAUUCAACUUCUCUCGGCUACCACAUUCGUUUCCGAAGUAGACUCUGCUACGAGGGCGAAGACCUGUGCAACUGCCAAUCACUUGGAUGUUGUCAACGUUGCAUGGCUCGAGAACUACCUCGUCAGCCUGAAGACCUGUACCUCCAUCAUCGUCUGA
Molecule: messenger RNA, 588 nt
Organism: Suillus clintonianus
Lineage: Eukaryota; Fungi; Basidiomycota; Agaricomycetes; Boletales; Suillaceae
Exons: 3
Coding region: 1-588 (195 amino acids)
Biological process (GO): chromatin remodeling
Cellular component (GO): nuclear chromosome
Source: RefSeq, a predicted model, not a curated record